Molecule: messenger RNA, 1347 nt
Organism: Plasmopara halstedii
Lineage: Eukaryota; Oomycota; Peronosporomycetes; Peronosporales; Peronosporaceae
Exons: 5
Coding region: 1-1347 (448 amino acids)
Source: RefSeq, a predicted model, not a curated record
AUGAGCGUCCGCCGCAUCAGCCGCAGUCCCCCGCAGUCUCAAGCUGACAUUGACGCGUGCGAGAACUCCCCGCUUCUUCGACCUAAUAGUAUUUCUUUAAACUACAAUUCUGACUCGGCCGUAUACGACCGUAAAGAGGAGGGAAAUGGAAAUGGAUCACACCGCUUUUUUGGAGCCGACGAAGACCGCAGUUGCAGCGACAGCGACGAUGAUUUAGAUUUCAUUGAUUUGGACCACCAGUUUUCUCCGACUAGUUACCGUCAGCAGUCGUCAGAUACCUCUCGUCUGAUUCCACGGGCGAAUUGGCAUGGACUUGGAAUGCACAGUAAAUUUAAACGCGGACCUCCGAAGCCACUGCCGGCUCCCGGUACAGUGAGUCAUACGACACGACGUUCAAGGAUGAGGACUAUAAAGAAACAGCUGAGAGAACCACCCAGUGCUCCUAAGCUUCGGGUGUCUGCCUAUUGCACAUGCGACCAACUACAGCUAUUUAAAUUGCUUAAGUGGCUUGAAAGAGUCGAAACAGGUCAAUUGCCAGGAGGAGAAUUGCAUUCCGACGGAUGGAAACACAAGAUGUAUAUGGGUGCAAUCCAUUCCAGCUGUGCACCUGCCACAGAUCAUGAAGACGGAUCGCCGGUCUCAUAUCAGCAAAAGGAUGCUUUUUACUUUGCGACAGGGUGUGCAGUUUUCUGGGGACUGACAAGAGCAGAGGAACAGGCACAUCUUGUGGCAUUAGGGGCAUUUUCGGUAGGGCCAGUCAAACAGGUUGAGGUUGAAGAUAUGGACUACACGUAUGGAGACGCAAGUUUAAUAUGUAACGACGCAAUUACAUUAAGAAGUAAUCGUGCGUCCGAAAAGUUGGCGAUAUCCUUUGCGAUGGCUCAAUCCUCAAAAUUAGAUGUGUUCGAGGAGCGUGUGGAGGAAACUAUUCGUGCGACAAAACACGUUCCGCAGAAUCUUGCAGCCACGGGCUCGAUCCAAUAUUCACAGAGUGAUAUCUCAAAGCUCAUUGGUCGUCUCUUCAUCGAGCGGAGUGACGUGAAUUUAAAUUCUGACAUGCUGGACGAGCCGGACUUUUUUUGGGAAGACGACGAGUAUGAGCCUUUGUACAAAAAGGUGAUGAAGUAUUUGAGUGUGGACAACCGAGUUCAGAUUCUCAACACACGUUUAGAUAUCCUUCGCGAGCUGCUGGAUGUAUUAAGCCAACAACUCGCGCAUCAGCACGACACAAAGCUAGAGAUGAUUGUUAUAUGGCUUAUUGUUGCCGAGGUUGCCGUGCAAGUAGUGUGGAAUAUUCUCAUCAAAGAUAUUCUUGGAUAUUUUCCUCACUCAGACACGACAGAUUAG